CUGUCAAACUCGUAGGCUGUCAGUCGACAGUCGGGACAGGCUUGGACCAAAAAUCAACGGACGGGCAGUUAAACAUUGGUAGACCAAGGCAGUCCAGAGAAAUGUCUUUUAUACUUGACUGGAUCUACAAGAGCUUCAGCAGUGUCCUGCAGCUAUUAGGCUUGUACAAAAAGAGUGGCAAGCUAGUGUUCCUUGGACUAGACAAUGCUGGAAAAACAACACUCCUGCACAUGCUCAGAGACGACAGGCUUGGACAGCACGUGCCAACGUUACAUCCAACAUCUGAGGAGCUGACCAUAGCUGGGAUGACCUUUACGACGUUUGACCUCGGAGGUCAUACGCAAGCACGAAGGAUCUGGAAGAACUACCUCCCAGCCAUAAAUGGUAUAGUCUACAUGGUGGAUUGUGCUGAUCAUGAGCGACUAGCAGAGGCUAAAGUUGAACUGGAUGCCCUGUUGACAGAUGAUACCAUCUCAAACGUCCCGGUUCUCAUCCUGGGAAAUAAGAUUGACCGUCCGGAGGCCAUCAGUGAGGAUGCACUCAGAGGAAUGUUUGGUCUUCAUGGACAAACAACUGGAAAGGGCAAAGUGUCACUGAAGGAGCUGAAUUUGAGGCCAAUGGAAGUGUUCAUGUGUAGCGUGCUGAAGAGACAAGGAUAUGGAGACGGUUUCCGCUGGCUCUCCCAGUAUAUUGACUGAUACACAUUCUUUUACCACGCUACUUGCGCAAACAAGGACAUGUUAAACACAAAACUACCUGCCAUAAGGAGAUAUUGUAUUAUAUACCAUAUUUAGGACUUCAACUGUGCCGGAAGGAAAUAUGUGUUUUGUGUUAAUAUACCACGUAUUCUUUAUGAGUUCAAAGAAAUUAGUUUGUCAUAUCAAUCAUACCACAGCAAGUCAAAGAUUAAGUUAUGAAUCAUCAGUCUGUAUUGUUCAGAUUGCAUGUGGAGAAUAAUCUUCAUAGUGUGGUUUCCUUUACGUAAAACCUGUAGGGAAUCCUGUCUGCCAUAUAGAACAUGUCAUCACUGUGAACCAGUUUCUUACCCAGGUUUAUUUUUAGCUGCUGGUGUAGACUUACAGUGAAGGUCAAUUUUGUGAACAUUUUGUGCUUGGAGUUACUCUUCCUUGGUUGAGGAUGAAGAUUAUAAUUAUAUCUUUAUAUGUAUCCUACUUCUUUCAAACUAAUGGGAAUCUCAAAGUAACAUAACACUUUUUUCAUAACAGCAUAGUUUUUUUCUGGAAAGUGCUGCAGAGAUUUGCCAUUUUGUGCCAUAUUUGUUAUCAUUGAAGGGUUUACCACUACAGGCCAAUUAUAUGAAUGUGACCACAAGUGCAUUAACUGACAUUUUGCUGCAAAGAGCUUUAUUUAAUUGCACAGAACAGUGUCAAAUAAUUGCAGUAUAUGCUAACUGCAUCAGCACAACCAGGUGAUAAAACAAACUCAGCCUUGGAUGCAAAACUACCUGUUUUCAUGAUGGUUAAUUGCUGUGAAACAACUUGAGUACUUUGUGAUUAGUGGCUGCUCCCAACAUGCAGUCAUAUUAUGAGAGUACUUGAGUGGUGCUCAAAAAUAGGGCAUGCAAAAGAUAUGCAUGGAAUUACCUUUUAGUGCAAUAUUACACAUUAUUUUGUAUAUAAGCUCUUAUUUAUAUUUUGCAAUAAAAAAAUUGGCUUGCCUUAUGUUACAUCAAGCAUCAAGCCCUGAAGUAAUGUAUCUGUUCUGUUACAAAAGGUAGGUCAUAUUGUUAUUAAACGUGUGAAGUUGGAGCAUAAUAAAUAUGUUUUAAAAUC
Messenger RNA from Etheostoma spectabile (orangethroat darter), 1793 nucleotides. It is a transcript of the gene sar1ab, whose product is annotated as secretion associated, Ras related GTPase 1Ab. NCBI's taxonomy places the organism in Eukaryota, Metazoa, Chordata, Actinopteri, Perciformes, Percidae. The record is from RefSeq and is a predicted model, not a curated record. The transcript is spliced from 7 exons. Gene Ontology annotation, biological process: intracellular protein transport. The coding region runs from base 102 to 698 and encodes 198 amino acids. Gene Ontology annotation, molecular function: GTPase activity; GTP binding.